UAAGUUUUGUCAGCUAUACAUAUACGACACAGAGCACGAGUUUGAAAAUAGAAUGAAGUGGGUUGACACGGAUAAUGGUGACAAAAUAUACCAAGAUAUCGUCAGGGGAUUGAUGGAAAUGCUAGAGUCAACAAAUGAGCUGGUCCCAUUUUUCAGAAUGGCGCGUGAUCGCUUCAAAGAUAAUCCUAUUCAAGAUCUUAAAAUAGUAAUGAAAGUAUGUCGUGCCGUCACUGGACGUGAAAAUUUCAUUGGACCAUCGAAUGAAGUUGGUGCCAUAAUGGUUGGUGACUUAGAGGACACAUGUGGUGAAAGGGAUAUAAUUAUUGAGAGCUUUCAAAAAGGGCUGGAACGUAUAUCGGAUAUUCAUCCUAAACUAAUGUCACUGCAGUACCCACUGUUGUUUCCUAGUGGUGAGGAUGGGUACCAUGAUGAUAUCCCAUAUGAAAGGAACAAAAACAACGCUGGGAAGAAACGCAAAAGAAUAACAAUGAAAGAGCUUUACUCUUAUAAGAUACAAGUUCGGCACAAUGAAGGUAGCACUGCAAGGUUCGGUGGUAGAUUGUUUCAACAGUAUGUUGUGAAAUCUUUUUCAGCCAUUGAGCAAGCUCGGUUAUGGUGGUUUCGUACACACCAGACAACACUACGCAAUGAUCUCUACUGCAAUAUAAAAAAUAGUCUUCGUUAGGGUGAAAGCUCAACUACUAAUGUUGGUAAAGGUUUUAUACUACAUGCUGGUUUCGUUGGCUCAAAACGUUACAUGCAGUAGAGCUUUCAAGACGCUCUUGCUGUAUGUCGUUAUAUUGGGCACCCGGAUAUAUUUUUGACCAUGACCACUAAUCCAAUGUGGGAUGAGAUUUCAGAGAUGAUGAAAAAUAUGCCUGGUUGUUCCUCUGUUGACUCUCCUCUCCUGAUAUAAUAGCUCGCGUGUUCAAACUUAAG
This is a messenger RNA of Daucus carota subsp. sativus, 939 nucleotides long. RefSeq lists its product as uncharacterized. NCBI's taxonomy places the organism in Eukaryota, Viridiplantae, Streptophyta, Magnoliopsida, Apiales, Apiaceae. The coding region runs from base 53 to 685 and encodes 210 amino acids. The transcript has 2 exons. The record is from RefSeq and is a predicted model, not a curated record.